Meleagris gallopavo (turkey) is the source of this 1920-nucleotide messenger RNA. NCBI's taxonomy places the organism in Eukaryota, Metazoa, Chordata, Aves, Galliformes, Phasianidae. The record is from RefSeq and is a predicted model, not a curated record.
AUGGGGAGAGCAAUUGAAAAAGUUGGAUUUGUGUCAUCUAAAUUGCAUCAGUGGCUAGAUGGUAUCAGUCGUGCCAUUCGGCGUGUCGCUUUUGAUCUGCCUGUCAGUUCUGCUCGGUUUUCUGUGGGCUGUAUAAUUAAAGUCACACUCAAAAUCAUCCCCCCCCCCCCUCCUUCCCCUGUCUGUUUUUCCAGGAGACGAAGGGCAGAGUGGAGAUGGGCAGCAGACCGUGCAGCCAUCGUCAGUCGCUGGAAUUGGCUCCAAGCCCACGUCUCAGACCUGGAAUACCGAAUCCGGCAGCAAACGGAUAUUUACAAGCAGAUCAGAGCCAAUAAGGGGCUGAUAGUCCUCGGUGAAGCAUCACCCCCUGACCCCGCAGCGGAUGAUGCGUCCCGUCCCAUUAGUGCUGAUGUGAAGCUGGAGCCCGGCGCAGAACGGCUGAGUGUUUCUGGAUCCCAGCCCUUGGACAGCUCGGGUCUUUCUGCUGCAAGUACUCCUGAGUCCCAUCCCACCAAGCCCUGUGGAGCACCAAGACCUGUCAAUGGAGUUAUCAACACUCUUCAGCCUGGCCUGGCAGAACACGCUCAGGGAGAUGGCCAGGAAGCUGAGGAGCUCUUGCAUAAAAAGCAGAGAAUGAAUGUGGUCUCUUCAGCUUCAGAUGGGACGUGUGUGGCCGCCCGCACGCGCCCGGUGCUCAGCUGCAAGAAGCGACGGCUGGUCCGACCCAGCAGCAUUAUGCCCCUGUCCAAAAAGGUCCAUCGGAACAGCCUGGCUCGGUGCAGCUGUGACGUGAGCCCCUCGUGUGCUCUGUGUGGUGCCCGCAGCUCCGCGCCGCUGGACAUGCAGUACGACGCGCCGCUGCUGGAGCGCCUGUCCCAGCUGGACUCCUGCAUCCACCCCGUUCUGUCCUUCCCUGAUGACGUGCCGACCAGCCUGCACUUCCAGAGCAUGUUGAAAUCCCAGUGGCAGAACAAACCCUACGAGAAGAUGAAAGCUCCCAAAAAGCUCUCGCUGAAGCACAGAGCCCCCAUGCCCACCAGCAGCCUGACUGACCCAGCUCGCAAGGACCGCCACAAGCUGGUGAACUCCUUCUUCACCGCAGCCAAGCGCUCACAGCACAAAACCCAGGCAGACAAGGCACACAGGCUGCCUUUAGACGAUUUUAUGGCCGUGCCCAAGGCCGAGAGAGCGCCUGAGCGCUCGCUUGUCCAGCCUCCCGCCCAUGACAAAAAGCGAUUGCGCGACUGCUCAUCUGAGAGGAGUGAAGUGCUGAAGCAUCAUGCAGACGUCGGUGGCCCGAGUUACCUGGCAGCAGCUGCGACCCAUGCACCUCACAGCCCCAUAGCACGGCAGCUGUCCGCCUCCUCGGAGGGCUCUGCUCCCACCAGCACGAGCUCCCAGGGCACCUCCGGCACGGCUCAGCCGAGGAGGAGGAGAGGGGAAAGUUCAUUUGAUAUUAACAACAUUGUCAUCCCGAUGUCUGUCGCCGCCACAACUCGCGUGGAAAAGCUGCAGUACAAGGAGAUCCUGACGCCCAGCUGGCGUGAGGUGGACAUCGGCGCCCUGAAAGCCAGCCCUGAUGAAGACAACGAGGAGAUCGAGGACUUGUCUGAUUCAGCCUUUGCUGCUCGGCACAGCAAGUGUGAAGAGAUGGAGCGAGCCCGGUGGCUUUGGAGCACGAGUGUGCCCCCCCAGCGGCGGGGCAGCAGGUCCUACAGAUCGACGGACGGACGGACAACCCCUCAUGGACACAUAAGGAGAGGAGGGCAGCUCAGGAGCAUGGAAAUUUCCCACUCUCGGGAGCAGAUCCUGCAGCAGCAUCAGCGCUUCUCCCGAAUCUCAUUUUGCCACUGGGCUGCAGAAUGCGUGGAGCUGAACACAGCCAGCCCCUCGGGGCAGGACUGCACCCUUCGGUCUUAG